AUGUCACUUGAAAAAGAAGAGGAGAGAUGUGGCAACACAUUCUGCCAACAACUAAAACGUCCUGGUUCCUAUUUUCGACGACAUCCCGCAAAACAGGAAAAAGUUUGCAGUUGCGCCAAUGCAUCCUGUAAGCGAACUCUAUCUGUGGGAGAAUAUAAUGAUCACCCUGAAACUAACGAAAAGAUUUGCAAUGCUUGCUACAAUUAUUACAAAGUAAAUGGAAAAGACCGAGAAGUGAUCAAAACUGUGAGAAGAAGAGAGAAACAUGAGACAAAUUGUGCCAAUACGUUCUGUAAGAGAACUCUACUUACGAGAAAAUUUAAUGUUCACCCUGUAACUAAGGAGAAGAUUUGCCAUGCUUGCUAUUUGUAUCAUAAAAAGAAAGGAAAAGACCGAACAUCGAUUAUGGAAACUAAGAGAAAAAUAAGACUUGAAACAAAUUGCUCAAAUACAUUCUGCAAGCUACUACUACCUCCGGGAAUACACGCCAUCCAUCCUGUCACUAAGGAGAAAAUUUGUGUUGAUUGCUAUCUUCAGUUGACAAGGACAACUGAGGAGGGAGUCAUCGAGGAAGAAGAUAGUGAAACUGAUUGGGACGAGGAGGAAGAGGAAAAUGAAGAAUCUACUAGUGAUAUAGACAAUAUCACUACCUCUAACGUUUACAAUGAACCAAAUUGCUAUCAUCCGUUUAGAUAUAUCAAUGAAACCCAAAGCGAGUAUUCGAGUAAUCAGUUCUACAAAAAUUCUCAAGAAUACCAAUCUAGUCGUGGUCAGAAACUUGUUGCAAAUACCUUGGCAGGUCGAUUUGAUUGCUAUCAACCGGGCAGCUAUAACAGUGGAACCAAUUGGAAUCAAGAAUUUGUGCCUAUGUAUGAACAUCAGAAAGCAGCUCAGUUUACAAAAUACCAAUAUAGUCGUGAGCAACAACCUGAUUGCUAUCAACCGGCCAGCUAUAACAGUGAAACCGAUUGGAAUCAGGAAUUUGUGCCUCAGUUCGAAAUUAACACUUCUCACAUGAUGCAUUGUUAUGAGCCACCACAGGAGGAUGUUUAG
Messenger RNA from Caenorhabditis remanei, 1053 nucleotides. RefSeq lists its product as uncharacterized. The transcript has 9 exons. Gene Ontology annotation, biological process: regulation of DNA-templated transcription. The record is from RefSeq and is a predicted model, not a curated record. Bases 1 to 1053 code for a protein of 350 amino acids. Gene Ontology annotation, molecular function: zinc ion binding. Lineage: Eukaryota; Metazoa; Nematoda; Chromadorea; Rhabditida; Rhabditidae.